Molecule: messenger RNA, 2199 nt
Organism: Didymodactylos carnosus
Lineage: Eukaryota; Metazoa; Rotifera; Eurotatoria; Philodinida; Philodinidae
Source: the annotation of a GenBank genome assembly
AUGUCAUCUAUUAUCCGUUAUCGAUUUAAAGCUGAUAAAAAUUAUGAAUCUGUUAAAUUUGAUGGUGCAAGUUGUUCACUAGGUGAACUUAAGCGUUUAAUUAUGGAAAAAUGUUCCAAAUCACAUCAUCCAAAAGAUGAUUAUGAAUUAACUAUUAGCGAUUCAAAUUCAAACGAAGAAUACAAGGAUCAUAAUGAUUUAAUACCACGUAAUACAAGUGUUGUUGUGGCAAGAAAAAUUCGAGGUUGUGUUGAACCAUUGACACCUUUAACAAAUAAUAAUAAUACAGCAUCAUCAGACGAUACUGCUGGCGGUUCUCAUCAAUCUCAACAAAUGACAGAGGAUGAAAGAAUAAAAGAAAUCAUAAAAGGCUCACAAACAAGAUUUACUUCAUCUCAUCGGUCACCAUUAUCAACAUCUACAUCUUAUGUCUGUCACAAAUGUAAUCAACAAGGACAACAUAAACCAACGUGUCCACUAAAUUCAAUGAAUGAAAGUGGUAAAGAGCAUCAUUCUCCAUAUCAGAUUAAUUAUUCUGCACAUCAUGGUCGACAGAGUGGCUAUAUUCGUGAACCGCAACCAAAACGAACAAGUGGUUUGCCACGUUCUGAAUUAAUCUCUGUACCAAGACAUAUUCCAGGUUCAUUAAGAGAUCAAACCGGAUCAUUUGUUAUACCAAAACAAACGGCUGAAGCAUUAGUUGAAAAGAGCGAAAGAAAACAUGAACAAGCAGCCAAUCGUCUAAGACAACAACAACAAACGAAAUCUGCAGUCAUUUCCACAACAUCCAGUUCUACUCUUAAAUUAAAUUCUUCGUCCAAAAUUGAAGACGAUCCAAUACCACACGAUCUUUUAUGUCCAUUAUGCAACAAAAUCUAUGUCGAUGCUGUUAUAACACCGUGUUGUAACUUGAGUUUUUGUGAUGAAUGUGUUCGUACUAGUCUAGUUGAAAGUGAAGAACAUGAAUGUCCUUCUUGUCAUCGUCAGCAUGUUCCAAUUGAUCAAAUAAAUCCAAAUUUAUUUCUAAGAAAUCAUGUUCAACGAUGGUUAAGCGAAAAACAGCAACAACAAAAAUAUGCACUACCUUCUUCAUAUUCUGUGUCAACAACAAUAAGUACAUCAGAUCCUGACUUUGAUCUCGCUCUGACAACAUCGAAUGAAAGUGAUUUUGAUGUUUUGGGUGGUUCAUCACAACAGCAAUCAACCGUUCAAGCUACAAAAAAUGUUCUCACGACAAAAUCGACGACAACCAUUACAAAUCAACAAGUAAAGAAAAGUCCAUCACCCCAACCGAUCUUUGCUACAAGACCAGCGGAUAUGACAUUUGAAGAUGGCAAACAGCCAGAUGGACCUGACGGACACCAAACCAUAACGAAUGUUUCUGAAACUGCUUCGACAGCGGUACCAGAUGUAAAUUUAAUGGAUACAACAGAUCCUUCUCAAACAACGUUGAAUGCCAAUACUACAUCGACAAUGCAAACAGUAAUCGAAGCCGCAGAAUCUUCUUCACAACCAUCGAGCGAAGCAUUAUUGAGUAACCAAUCAUCCACAAUUUUAUCUUCACCUUCCACAACCACGACAACAACAAUGUCUCGUUCAACGAUGUCUCAACAGCAAACAUAUCUUCAACCACAGCAUCCUCCCUAUGCUCCACAUGCAAAUAAUUCUUAUCAAUCUUAUGGUCAACUAUCGUAUGCUUAUCCUUCAGUAUCAAUACAAUCAACAAUUUAUUCACCUCGACAAAUGAUUCCACUACCCCCAGCAAUUCCUCCAUAUGCAGCAGGUCCGUUUGUUGGAAGGCCAGGUCUACCACCUUAUGCUCAUAAUUAUCCUCAAAUUCCGCCUCAUUUACCGCCGCAUCAAACUCAUCCAAUGCAUCAACUAAUUCAGUCAACGUUGCUUCCAGGUCAUCAUCCUGCUCAUACCGGUGUAUAUCAACCACAUCCACAUGUUCAUCACCCAUCAGCUCCAACUCAACAUUUUCCACCUCAGCUCAAUCAAACAAUUGCACCUGCCGUAACAUCUACUAGUGCAUCCGCUACCGCCGCUGCGGCCCUUUUAAGCGAAGAAGAAUUUUAUCGUGAAAAACAAAGAUUGUUACAACAGAUUCAUGAUCGACGACCAAUGCGCCGUCGUUCGUCAAGUGCACGUUCUCCGUCAUCGCCAGCCUAUCGUCGUUAUUCGAAUUACAGACGGUAA